Messenger RNA from Camelina sativa (false flax), 3070 nucleotides. The record is from RefSeq and is a predicted model, not a curated record. Lineage: Eukaryota; Viridiplantae; Streptophyta; Magnoliopsida; Brassicales; Brassicaceae.
ACUUUGUUUAUCGGAGGAACCAUUCAGUUUCCAAAAAAAAAAAAAAGUUCUACAGUAAAAUCUUCCGAGUGUCUAGGGUUUUUCGUUACUGUGUAGUUGAGGGGGACUGGGGAGGGAUCGAAGAAUUGCGCCGAGGAGGAGGAGGAGAGUGUGAGAUUGUUUUUUUUUUAUAUUUCCGAUAUGGAUUCUGCGGAGGAUGUUGCUAUAGUGGUUGAAGAAGCGAACGGUCGCGGCCGUAGGAUUCGGAGAGCUUCUACGAAGAUAGCGAAUUACGUUGACCAUGUCACUGACGACGACGAAGACCAAGGACCCAAGAAGCGAAAGUGCAGAGUCCAAUAUGUGUCAUCAAUGUCAAAGGAAUGAUAAAGGGUACGUUGUGCGCUGUCAGAACUGCAAGACGAAACGUUUUUGUCUCCCCUGCUUGAAAACUUGGUACCCCAACAUACCACAAGAUGAUGUUGCCACUAAAUGCCCAUUCUGCUGUGGUAUUUGCUGUUGCAGACGAUGUUUGCGUCUUGAUAAUAAGAUACACGGCAUAAAUCCGAAUCUCGAGGUCAGCAAGGACGCCAAGAUUCAAUGCUCUAAAUAUAUUUUGCGAUGGCUUCUCCCACAUAUGAAGGAAUUAGUUGAUGAACAACUUGCUGAGAUGGAAAUUGAGGCCAAGAUAUCAGGACUGGAGUUUGAAGAGGUGAGGCCCCUAGACGCUGAAUCUUUCCCUGAUGAAAGACUAUACUGUGAUAUCUGCAAGACUUCGAUCUUUGAUCUCCAUAGGAGUUGCUCGGCCUGUCCUUGUGAUAUCUGCCUUACAUGUUGCCUUGAGAUCCGCAAUGGAAAGGCUGAGGCAUGUCAGGAGGAUGUGUCCUGGAAUUAUGUUAACCGAGGUUUAGAGUAUGAACAUGGAGACGAAGGCAAAGUUAUUGAUCAGCCGGAUGAUGAUGAUAAUCCUAAUGAGAAGCCAGAUGAUAAGCCGGUUUGCAAAGACCAUAUGAAUGACCCAUCUUUGUGGAAAGCAAAUGAAGCUGGAAUCAUUAUUUGUCAUUGUGGUGCUGAGGGUUUAAAGUUGAAACGCCUACUUCCUGAUGGUUGGGUAUCUGAUUUGUUAAAGAAAGUAGAAAAACUUGCUGAUGCCAGCGGCGAGCUUUUGGAUUUACCUGAAACUGUUUUGGAGCAAUGCCCUUGUUAUAAGUCUAAUGGUCAUAUUGACAUGGACAAUGGUGGUAAACUGUUAAAGGCUGCUUGUCGAGAAGGUUCGGAAGACAAUUAUCUGUAUUGUCCAAGCGGAAGAGAUGUUCAACAAGAUGACUCGAAGCAUUUUCAACAUCAUUGGGUAAAAGGUGAGCCUGUGAUUGUGAGGAAUGUGCUUGAGGCUACAUCUGGUUUUAGCUGGGAACCAAUGGUAACGUAUCGUGCCUGCCGUCAAAUACGCAGCACCAAUCAUGAAACACUUCUAGAUGUUCUUUCUACUGAUUGUCUGGACUUCUGUGAGGUAAAGACUAAUCUUCGCGACUUCUUUACCGGAUACAUUAAGGGCCGAUAUGAUCGAAUGGGUUGGCCACAAGUUUGGAAACUGAAAGAUUGGCCUCCAUCUAAGGCCUUCGAAGAAAACUUGCCACGUCAUGCGAUGGAGUUCUUAUGCAGUUUGCCUUUGAAGCAGUACACUCACCCUGAUAAUGGACCAUUGAAUCUGGCUGUCAAACUGCCUAAAAAUUGCUUGAAGCCAGACAUGGGGCCAAAGACAUAUAUUGCUUAUGGAUUUGAGCAAGAGUUUGGCCGUGGAGAUUCUGUUACUAAGCUCCAUUGCGACAUGUCUGAUGCGGUGAAUGUAUUGACGCACAUAUCUGAAGUGGCCAUUAAAGUGGAAAACCAAUCUGGAAUUGAAGAACUGAAAAAGAAGCAUGCUGAACAAGAUCUCAAAGAGCUGUAUAGCUCUGUAGCUAGCUAUAACAAGGAGGAAAUGAUAAAGAUUCUUGUCAAGUCUAAACAAGAAGCCGAAAAUGUUGAAUCUGAUGAUGGAGCUCUCUGGGACAUUUUCCGUAGAGAAGACAUUCCCAAACUAGAAAGUUACCUUCUGAAACAUUACCAGGAGUUUAGACAUUUCUACUGCUGCCCUUUGCCCCAGGUUUCUCAUCCGAUACACGACCAGACCAUCUAUCUAACACGAUAUCAUAUCAAGAAGCUGAAAGAAGAAUAUGGUAUUGAACCAUGGACCUUUAAUCAGAAGCUUGGAGAUGCUGUCUUAAUACCUGUCGGGUGCCCGCAUCAAGUCAGAAAUUUGAAGUCCUGCACAAAGGUAGCGCUUGACUUUGUCUCACCUGAAAAUAUCAGCGAGUGUUUACGCUUGACAAAACAGUUUCGUCUACUUCCACCUAAUCAUUUUGCAAAAGAAGACAAGUUGGAGGUUAAGAAGAUGAUAAUCCAUGCAGUCGAUAAGUCUCUCAGGGACUUAAGUGGACAGGAGUAUCCAGAACCCGAAGAGAAGAAAACAUUUAAGGGAGGGAAAAGUAAGGCAAAGGGGGGAGCCAAGGGAGGUGUUAAGGCUGCCAAAAAGUUACCUCGAAGUGAAAGGUCUUUGGAAGCUGAAGUGGAGAAAAAAGCUGAAGAGGAGAAAUCAAAAGGGAUAGUCGAUAAGACUCUCGAAGACUUACCUUCAAGUGAAAAGUCUUGGGAGGAGAAAUCAAAGGGGAUAGUGAAUCCAAUCGAUAAGGCUUUAGAAAACUUGCCUCCAACUGAAAAGAAGUUUCAAGAAGCCGAAGGGGUGAAAAGAGACAAGAUAGUAAAGACAUACGAGCGGAGGAGAAAGCGGACAGGUGAAGAAAUCAACGCAAAGACAUUAUUAGCAAAUUUACAAGCGGAGAAGAUGUAGGAGUAGUGGUAGUAGUCUUUUGUUGUAGCUUUAGCCAACUCACUAAGUUAAACAGAGCACCAAUGGAGUGAGUGAGUGUGAGAAGAUACUUGCCGUUAGUUACUUCUAAUCCAACUUUUUGGCAUAUUUUGUAUUAUCUCCUUAAUCUACUCUGAUUCUAUGACGUAACAGUUACCUUAUUUUCUCGAGAUAAUUGCUGGAGUUAAU